Molecule: messenger RNA, 1548 nt
Organism: Brienomyrus brachyistius
Lineage: Eukaryota; Metazoa; Chordata; Actinopteri; Osteoglossiformes; Mormyridae
Gene: cdca5
Product: cell division cycle associated 5
Exons: 6
Coding region: 143-955 (270 amino acids)
Source: RefSeq, a predicted model, not a curated record
CAAUCCGGAAGUUCCGCCUCCGCAAGCGCGCAGGCGGGCAAUUUAAAAUAAAAAAGCAGCUUUCGCCGUUCCGCUGAAGACGGUGUCUUUUUUGGGAGAUAAUAUAACUUUUAAAUUAAAUUGUUGGCGUCUAGCCACCAAAAUGAGUAAUAGGAAAGCACGACCUAUGUCGGCUGGACGAAUGAAAGGGAAAGAAAAAGAUGUCCAGCUAAUCAGCCCACAGGCGAGGCGGUCGCCCAGGCAUUCUGCAGCCGCGAAGAAAGAUGAGGCAAAGAGCCCCAGACCUCCUGUUAAGCGGUCCAUCACCGUGAGGAAGAUCGCACCGAGGAAGACGCAGAUCCCUGAAACGCCCACCCCUUCAGUAAGGCGGAGCCCACGAAUUUCUGCAGAAGGGAACAAGGAGAAUGAUGGGUCUACAGCUGGAAAGCCAGAGACAAAAAGAUCCACCCCGGUCCCUAAUCCAGCUCCCGCUGCAUCUCCUCUGCGACCCACUGCCAUGUCCCCUAUCCAGGCUGCGGCCUCUCCCAGCACCCAGAAAAAGCAGGACCUCCGUGCUCUAGAGUGGUCCCAGAAGGUGCGGCGCUCCUACAGCCGCCUCAGUCACGGGGACCACUCCUUCACUGGGUCACCGUCAUCCCCUGGAACCGACCAUAGAGAGAAGUUCUUUGGCUUUGAGCACCUGCAAACUCCGCCGGUCAUGGCCAGGAAGGUGGAACAGUCAGGGUUGAGGAUAGAAGCAUCCAUUUGUGGGGGAUCCUUCACGCUGCUGGAUGGGAGCACCUGUGUGGCGGACCCCCCCAAGCCAGACCUGAAUAUCCCCGGGGUGGUGGUGGUGAAGGAAAAACGAAAAAGGUUUAGGGCACCACAGAUAAAAAUGUCAGAGCUGGACUCGUUAGCAGCAAAGAUGAAUGCAGAAUUUGAAGAGGCAGAGUGCUUUGACUUAGUGGUGGAGUAAAGUUUGUCUUAUCGGCUGUUGCAGUUACAUAUUGCUGUCUUGCAGUGUGGCCAGUCACAUGUUCAUCAUUUCUGCAAUGACAUCACCAGAUGUCUCGGUUGGUAAAAUACAGUUGUUGAAUGAGUUGCAUAGUGUGAUCGACGUUACUGGAUUACUGAGACCAGUAUAAGAAUUGCCUCAAUCCUUAAAUUGCCACAGUUGAACUGAAACUAUGUGUCACAAAACAAGAAAAAUAAGUGAAAUGGAGAAAUAAUUUUUCCUUUGUACCUAUUUGUAAAUAAAACAUCCAGUUUCUGUAGAACUUAUUUCAUUAUUAUCUUGCAGCUGUUGAAGAUCCAGUUUUACUAUAAUGUAUUUUUCUUUUACAAGUAUCGUCAAAAAACUUUGUAAUUGCUAAUUGGCUAGUUUCUGCUUAAUUCUUUCUGUAUUAGCCAGUCCUCAUGAUAGUUAAUGUCUACAUGACCUACUGUAUAUAGAUUUCUGUCUGCCAUUAUUGAGUGUAUAUGUGUGUCUAAGCUUUAGUUUUUUUUAUGUUUGCUUUCUCUCUUUUCUGUCCGCCCAAUAAAUGAGGACCUGUACGUGCUUUAUGGAAA